AUGGCCGGUAACGCAGUCUACAUUGGGCAACGCCGCAGCUACGGAGGCGCUCUGUGUACUGUGCGGUAUUAUGGUACCCUCUCCAAUACCAAAGGCGAAUGGCUGGGGAUCGAAUGGGAUGAUCCCAACCGUGGGAAACACAACGGCCAACACGAGGGUCAACAAGUUUUCCGCUGUCUGUCAUCGUCCCCAACUGCUGCCUCUUUCUUGAGACCUUCACGCCAUCCAGACCCGGAGCGGACGCUUCUUGAGGCAAUCAAGUUCAAAUAUGCACCUGCCAACGAUCCAGGGGUUAAUGCCUCCACCGCUCGCGCAGCGGACGACGUGAUCGAGAUCUCAGGAAAGGUGGUGGAAGAAGUCGGCUUUGAACGGAUCCAGAAACAACUAUCAACCCUCACUGAUCUCAAGAUUGUCCUCGUCGACGAGUUAGUGGUUGCGGGCGUUGCGGGACGCGGCGCUUCCUCUCAGCACAUCCGCGAUGCACAGCUCGAACUCGAAUGCACGUGUCCCAACAUUGUUGAACUGGACCUGGGUUGGAAUGUCAUCGAAACCUGGCAAGACGUUGUCGACAUGUGCGUGCCCUUUCGGAAAUUGAAGAUCCUGAAAUCGGGUGGGCUGCGCUUGAGGGACUUUGAAGCCGACUAUUCUAACGAACCCCAUCCCUUUCAGAAACUCGAGGAGUUGCAUCUCAACGAGUGCCUUCUCACCCCAAGACAGGUCCUCAACAUUCUCUUUCCUAAAGGACAGAGUGGCUUUCCUUCCCUGAAGACGCUGUCACUAUCCCUGAACGAGCUGGACUCUUUUGCAAUCAACGGUGGAAGCGAAGCGGCACAAUGUCCAGCUUUGACGACGUUGAUUCUGGACAACAACCGAUUUCCGGAUCUAUCUUCUUUAACCGCACUCUUGACUCUAUUUCCCAACCUCAGAACAUUGUCAUUCCAGGGAAAUAUUAUCUCUCACCUCGGCCUAGACGCUUCUGGCCCCACUACUCCUUCCAGCUUCUCGACCCUCGAAACUCUGAAUCUGUCCAACAACAAGAUCCGAGACUAUGCAUUCGUCAACAGUCUUCCAACCCUGUUCCCCAACCUCACGUCACUACGUAUCUCACGAAAUCCGCUAUACGAACCGUCCACCUCUUCAGACGAGUCACCGAUGCCAUCAUCGUCGGGGCCUCGGCAGCAGGCAUUGCUUCAAAGCACAGUGUCGGACUCUACAACAUAUUACCUGACCCUGGCGCGGAUCCCCAAUCUAAAAUCCCUGAACUAUACGACCAUUACGCCGCGAGAUCGCGAAGAGGGCGAGAUUUAUUACCUUUCGAUCGCAGAAAAGGAACUGCGACCCCUCUUGCAGGGAAAUACAGCCACGCAGCCGCCAGACCACGCGUCUUCCGAAACGCCAUCCAGACUUUCACCUCAAGAGACGGUCGAGCUAGCCCGCAAAGCCCACCCGCUCUACUCCAGCCUCUGCGAAAAGUACGACCGCGAGGACAUUCUCAUCCGCUACCUCCAACUGCAACAACAACAACAGACGUCGAAGGAACUCUCGACAGCCUCGUCCCAAUUUGACGCCUACGGUCCUGGCACGCUCGGCUCCCGCCUCGUGGAUGCCUACUUCUACAUUCCGCGCACUCCUCAGGUCUCUGCCACGCCGCCGAAGGAGCCAUUCCACCGCCUUCUCCCGACCACCAUAUCAGUGUACCGUCUGAAAUCUCUCCUGUCCCGACACUUCAGCCUCCAACCGCUCCGGUUCAGGCUGGUCUACGAGUCGCCCGAAUACGACCCCGUCGAGCCGAUCACCAGCACGAGAAACCCCGCUGCCGGCACCGGUGACGGGCAGAGUGCGUGGGACGCGUGGGGCGAUUGGGACGUCGACGAAGACAAGAAGGACGAUGACGGGCAUGAUGAUGAUGGUGGUGGUGGUGGCGGGGAAAGGCUCAGCCUCGCAGACCUGCGCGAUGGAGACGCCCAACCCGCCAACACGAUGAUGCCGAUGUACAUCACGCGCCAGGGCAACCGGUUCAAGAAGCGUGAGACCGAGAUCCUGGACGGGAUGCGCCCCUGGGGAGACUUUCUGGACCUGGAUGAUACGUUGGGUCGCGGUCACGUUCCAAGUCUGGGAGCCGCUGCGCACAGUAGCAGCAGGAGGAGGGAGGUCAAGGUUCGUGUUGAGCCUCACGAUACCCUAGAAGCCAAGUGA
Fonsecaea erecta is the source of this 2196-nucleotide messenger RNA. RefSeq lists its product as hypothetical. NCBI's taxonomy places the organism in Eukaryota, Fungi, Ascomycota, Eurotiomycetes, Chaetothyriales, Herpotrichiellaceae. The transcript has a single exon. The record is from RefSeq and is a predicted model, not a curated record. Gene Ontology annotation, molecular function: protein binding. The coding region runs from base 1 to 2196 and encodes 731 amino acids.